AUGAGCCACGCAGACCGCCUCGCAAACGCAGCCUCGCUCGAGGAGGGGAGCCACUACGCGGAGCAAUAUGAAGAAGAAAGCGAAGGAGAAAACUACGGCGACGGCGAUGGCGACGGGCUAGAUAUGGACCCCGAAGCGGCCGCCAUGGCAGCGGCAAUGGGAUUCAGCAGCUUCGGGGCGCAGGACCGGCCGGCUAAGAAGCGGCGCUUCAACCGGGACGACGAGGCGUCUGCCACGGGCGCUAACCGCAUGGCCUUGCACCCGCGGGAGAGCCGCGCCGCCGCGCAGCAGCAGACUACAACUGGCUCUGCAGCUGUGCCUCUGCUAGCGGUCUCCAAGAAGGCAACGGAGAACGCUGAUGAGAUUGACCUGGGCGACGACGACGAUAAUGACGGCGGCGACGAUGGCAGUGCCACCAACAUCUCUAGUAGCAGCACUACCAACCCCGCCGGGCUGGCAAAGUAUGCCGCUCCAUCGCUGCCGGCGCGGCCCCCAGCUCCAGCCGCCUCGUAUCCCGCCGAGGGAGCAGGGAGAGGAAGCGGGAGCCACGCGUUCAGCCCUGCCCCAUCAGCAGGGGGGCCGCGAUAUCAGCAGCAGCAGCCGCACCAAUCUCACCGUGGCGGCCGUGGUGGCGGCAGCGUUAGCGGCAAUGGCAGACGGGAGUGGUGGAUCAAUUACUACGACCCUUCCAGCAACGAGAACCCGUGGGAGCACCUCGAGAGGGAGCGGAAUCUGAGGCCAGCCGCAGGGUCCAGCUGGCUGGCGCUGCCGUGGGCAUCAGGGAACCAGUCUGGCGGAGACGGCGGUAGGGGAAACAACGCGGUUACGAGCUGA
Lasiosphaeria miniovina is the source of this 834-nucleotide messenger RNA. RefSeq lists its product as uncharacterized. The record is from RefSeq and is a predicted model, not a curated record. Bases 1 to 834 code for a protein of 277 amino acids. The transcript has a single exon. NCBI's taxonomy places the organism in Eukaryota, Fungi, Ascomycota, Sordariomycetes, Sordariales, Lasiosphaeriaceae.